Molecule: messenger RNA, 1829 nt
Organism: Cheilinus undulatus (humphead wrasse)
Lineage: Eukaryota; Metazoa; Chordata; Actinopteri; Labriformes; Labridae
Product: sialoadhesin-like
Exons: 5
Coding region: 40-795 (251 amino acids)
Biological process (GO): cell surface receptor signaling pathway
Molecular function (GO): transmembrane signaling receptor activity
Source: RefSeq, a predicted model, not a curated record
GAAAAAACAUAACUCAGCUGUCACAUUAUCACACACAAAAUGGAGAUUACAACGCUCUGCCUGAUGCUUGCCACUCUGAGAGUCAACCCCAACAAAUCUCAGUUCUUUCAGUAUGAGGGCUUCACCAUGGAAUGUGAGACGCCGGCUAACUCUAGUGUCUGGAUGGUGAAAAGAAACACCUCCUUCAUCACGUCUGAGCCGUGUCAGCCCGGCUGGGGGACACUGAACAAGGAUUUCUCCUGCUUCUCUCGUUAUCCCAAUGAACGAGACAGCGGAGCGUACUGGUGUGAGUCUACGGAUGGGAAAUGCAGCAACAUCAUCAACAUCAUAGUUACAGAUAAAGUUGUGAUCCUGGAAAUCCCGGGAUUUCCUGUGCCAGAGGGAGACAAAGUGACACUUCGCUGCUCCUACAAGGAAGAAAAUGAGGAUGAUUCUACAUCAAACUUUACAGCAAGUUUCUUCAAAGAUGGAGCUUUUAUCGGUAAAGAGCCAGGAGGACAGAUGGUCCUCCCAGCAGUGUCCACGUCUGAUGAAGGUUUCUACAAGUGUGAACACCCAACAAAAGGAGGGUCGCCGCAGAGCUGGCUGGCAGUGAGAGAUCGGCCUGCUCCUACCUCACCUCCCCCCACAACUCCUCAUCCUCCUAUCAUGUCUGUGCCCAAGCUGGUGUGCUCCAUCCUGCUCUUCAUCCUCUACACAAUCAUACUCUGUGUCUGUAUUUACACGUUCCGCAUGAAGGCUCGAGCUCGAGCUGAUGGUAGGAAGAGAGCGAAUCAUUGUUUUGGACUGAACUAAAGAGGAAGAGCAAGAAACAGGAAACAACUUUAUUCAGCAUUUUUACUAUCAUGAAGUUUUCUGACUUUAUAUCCAUUUAUUUGUCCAUGAUUUUUGAGAGUUUUUCUUUUUUUUUUUUCAUCAGAAAUUACUUCACAGAGAUCCUUGCUUUGGACCUCAUAUAAUCACACUUAUCACAUUAUUAUAACUUUGUUUUCCACUUAUGAUAUUAAAAUCAAACUAUGCAUUAAAUAAAAUGACUUUUUUACAUAUAAAAACAGUUUUGCAGUAAUGGCAUUUAAAGAAUUUGUUAACUAUUGUCAUUUUAGUACUGAUAUAUUUGCAGUUCCAAAGGAAUUGUCAGUUAUUUAUAUGGUAUUUUCUCUUUUGGAGUUUUUUAUGAAUGAAAAAUAACUUGAAAUGUAAGAGCAGCUUGUUACUUGGGAAACAUUCACAUAUAUUUCAAUGUCAACGUUUAAAACAUAUAAUUGUCUUAUGCCACCUAGUGGUCAUGUGGUCUUGAACAUAGUCAGUGUGCUAUAAACCACGCCCUCUGACACUGGGAUUGGACUUGGUGAUGUGAGGCAUGCAGCGGCUCGGCCACGGCCACUAACUGGACGAAACACCGACAAAGGAGGGUUCCCACUUCACAACCCUGGUGAAGUGCUGGUUUCUUGCUACACAUUGGUCUGCAUAAAUAGUGAUGGAUAAGAGCAGUUAUCAUCAACUGGUGGCUGGGUGACCACAUCAGGCCCACCACAGCUUCCCUUCCAGCCCACAGAAGAUUAUCACAAUCCGAAAGUAUGUUGUGGUAUUCAGGGUAUGUUGUUUGAUUAUAUCUCCAUGGACUCUAAAUCAUCGGCUCAAUGUUUGAUCCAUUUUACAGAAAUAUUCAUCAGACCGUUCUUGAUUAAAGCUGACAUUUUGCACAUCUACUUUGCACUUCAGGCAUGUUGAGAGUUUAAUUUUUCCUGCCAGAGAGUCACAAAAAUAGACCAGUUAUGAGGUUAUUUUCCUGCCAAAACUUUACAAACAAAUAAAGUGUGUUUCACAAA